Sphaeramia orbicularis (orbiculate cardinalfish) is the source of this 1602-nucleotide messenger RNA. RefSeq names its product StAR related lipid transfer domain containing 5 (gene stard5). Gene Ontology annotation, biological process: cholesterol import. The record is from RefSeq and is a predicted model, not a curated record. Gene Ontology annotation, molecular function: cholesterol transfer activity; cholesterol binding. The transcript is spliced from 6 exons. The coding region runs from base 461 to 1096 and encodes 211 amino acids. Lineage: Eukaryota; Metazoa; Chordata; Actinopteri; Kurtiformes; Apogonidae.
ACCUCUGCGUGCUGUUCUUCAUUCAGGGAUACCUCAUUUUACAUCACAGCGAUUUCAAUCUCAGAUAUGGACAAUCGAACUGCCUAAAGGCACAAGGGUUUGAAGUGUUAACCUCUACGGACGGACUUGUUUUGAACCUCUGGAGAUACCUCACCGCUACAUGCUAGCUGCUGUUACUUAACGAUGCGAGUGUUGCAUUGCUGGGUUCAUUCAUUUUGGCUAACGCUGGGUUUCUAUUGGCGGCUCAGACUCACCUGAGCUGGGUUUGGUCACCUGCCAGCCCCAGGUACUUGGAACAUUACAUACUAGUCAUUCAUUCCUUCCUACCGUCCUCUAGCUAAAGGUAAAACUGUGAUUUUAUGUCGAAUUAAGGGGUCAACAGGCUCGACCACGUCACCAGCUGCUCUUCAACGAAGCCUUUUUGGAUCAUUUUCAGUUUAUUCACUUUAUUCCAACUAGCAUGGAUUAUGAACAGAAAGCAAAGACAGUGGCUGACUGUCUGAUGGGCUACAAAAGAGACGAGUCUGGUUGGAAAGUCUGCAAAAAAUCAAAUGACGUGGUUGUAUCUUGGCGUCCCUCGACUGAGUUCCCCGGGAAUGUGUACAAAGGGGAGGGCGUGGUCAACGGCAGCCUGGACAAAGUGUGGGAGUGUCUGAAACCCAUCCCCAACGGGCUCCGGGUCAAGUGGGACAACAACGUCAAAAAGUUUGAGCUUUUGGAACAAAUCACAGAGGACAUCUCCAUCUGCCGAACAGUCACGCCCUCAGCAGCUAUGGGCAUCAUAGCUCCACGAGACUUUGUAGAUGUUAUUUUAGUUAAGCAAUAUGAAGAUGGCACCAUUACAUCAAAUGCCACUAAUGUGAGUCACCCAGUGUGUCCUCCUCAGUCUGGCUACGUGAGGGGAUUCAACCACCCCUGUGGAUGCAUCUGCGUCCCCAUCUCAGGAGAGCCAAACAAAACCCAGGUGUUCAGCUUCUUCCAGACAGACCUGGGCGGCUUCCUCCCACGCUCCGUCGUCGACUCCUUCUUCCCCUCCAGCAUGGCCGAGUUCUACAGUAACCUAACCAAGGCCGUCAAGUCCCUCAAGGACCUUUGACACCUGAACCCACCUUCAGUCAGGCCUGAUGUUUAUUCCAUUUCCACACACAGCCAUCGAUCAGUACCUGAGGUUAUCGGUCACAGACACAGUUCUGUUGUUAAUGUACAUUCCUUCUACUGCAGGUGCACAGCAGUGAUGUUUCAGAGUCAGUAUGCGCUUGUAAGAGCAGCGCUGAACAGUAGGGGUCGAACAAGUGUUUAUUCAGAGCCGAUGCCCUGAAUACGGUCAGCUGAGACAUAACCCCUCUGGUGCGUUCAGGGUCUCCUCCCAGUCGGUCGAUCUGCCACUCUGUCUUCCCCUCAUGAAAAAGAACGCAGGAUGACAUCUCUGCCUUUUCCAGGUGAUGUGAUCCUGUUGGGUCCAUGAACCUGCAGCUCACACUAGGCUGGUUCACAGAUGGGCGGGAAGUGACCAGGAUGAAAACCACCUCCAGGUCUGAGGCCGUGGUUCUCUGCCAGAGGGGGGUGGAGCGCACCCUCCAGGUUGGGAAAGAGUUGCUGCCC